Messenger RNA from Zasmidium cellare ATCC 36951, 1035 nucleotides. RefSeq names its product glycoside hydrolase family 5 protein. NCBI's taxonomy places the organism in Eukaryota, Fungi, Ascomycota, Dothideomycetes, Mycosphaerellales, Mycosphaerellaceae. The record is from RefSeq and is a predicted model, not a curated record. The transcript has 3 exons. Bases 1 to 1035 code for a protein of 344 amino acids. Gene Ontology annotation, molecular function: hydrolase activity, hydrolyzing O-glycosyl compounds. Gene Ontology annotation, biological process: glucan catabolic process.
AUGCAGCUGAUCACACUCCUUACCACGGCAUUAGUGGCCUGCGUCGCCACAGCAGCACCUCCUCAUCAGAAGCGGAUGAACAAGAUGGUAUUCGCGGGCAUCAAUGAAUCAGGCCCGGAGUUCGGCGAGACCACCUUUCCAGGAGUCCUCGGCGCAGACUUUACUUGGCCAAAUUUGUCGACGAUCGAUACCUUCGUCUCUCAAGGCCUGAACACAUUCCGCAUCAACAUUCUCAUGGAGAGACUCGUGCCAGAUCAGAUGACUGGCAGCCUGGAUGAGGCGUAUCUGGCGAACUUGACAGACACGGUGGAGUACAUCACGAGCAAGAGCAGUGACAAGAGUGGAUUUUACUAUGCUCUCAUUGCGCCACAUAAUUUUGGCAGGUACUAUGGAGAGGUGAUCAACAGUACGGAUGACUUUGGAGCUUUCUGGAAGACCGUCGCUGGGGCUUUCAAAGACAACCCGUAUGUCAUCUUCGACACCAAUAACGAGUUCCACGACAUGCCCGGCGCUCUGGUCGCCGAGCUCAAUCAAGCCGCCAUCGAUGGGAUUCGAGCCGUAGGGGCAGCUUCUCAGUACAUCGCGGUUGAGGGCAACGCAUACACCGGCGCCUGGACCUGGACGACUGCCCAAGGAACUGACGGCAAGACGAAUGCAGAGACCAUGGGGAACCUCACAGAUCCGUCGAACAUGAUACUGUACGAGAUGCACCAGUAUCUUGACGAGGACGGCAGCGGCACUUCUGAGACCUGCGUCAGCGAGAAGAUCGGUCGUGAGCGUCUUGAAGCAGCGACCCAGUGGUUGCUCGACAAUCAAAAGAUUGGGCUUCUCGGAGAGUAUGCGGGAGGCGUCAAUCCCACAUGCCAAGCUGCGAUUGAGGACAUGUUGACUCACGUCGAUCGGUAUAACAUGGUGUGGAAAGGAGCUUUAUGGUGGGCUGCUGGACCUUGGUGGGCGGACUACAUGUUCUCGGUCGAGCCGACAGAUGGUCCAGCGUACAGCACAUACGUGCCCAUCAUGAAGAGAUUCCAUUGA